AAUCCAGUUUCUCCAAUGGCCUUUUUCUGCUGGAAUUUGCUUAACAACCACAUGAUUUGCUUAACAACCAUGGUGAUUCACUUAAUGACCAUCAUUAAAAAGGUAGCAAAUCAUGAUCAUGUGACCAUGGGGGUCGUAAAGCGCUUUUCCAAAGGUCAUUAUAACUCCAGACCAUCAUUAAAUGAACAGUCAUUAAGCGAGGACUUCUUGUAGCUAGGUAGAGAAAGGAGGAAACAAGAAAUUAGCAAAGACGUAUUUGUAAGCAAGAAGAAACAAACUGCUAUAUGUGUAUUCCUAUACUAAUAAUAGUGUUGGAAAAACAAGUGGUUUUCCUGUUUCUCAUCUAUUCUGCUGCUGUACCUAACAUAACAAAAUCUUACUAGGAGGAGUAAGCUAAACAAUUGAUUGUCUUCUCUUUCUCUCUUCUCCCAUGUGCUGAGUUCAAUCCAAUAGCUAUUGUUCAGUAACUCUUUUUCAUUUAAAUAGCCCUCUUGAGUUUGGGUUGGUGCCUCUUUCCCCCAACAGUUACUGUGAGUUUAGGCAUUUAAAGAAUGAUAUCAAAAGUGGGGAUGAGUUGAUCUGAGCAAACAGGCAGUUAAGGAAUGUUUAGAGCUUGGAAUAGCAGACAGGGUUUGUACAAUAAACUAAAUAAUGGUUUCUUUCAUUAAAUGUUACUGAAUAGAUCAAACAUGGGUUGCUAUGUACCUGCAGGAUUCCUACAGUAAUUAGUAUGAGCCCAACUAGUUAGAUCUACCAGGGAGAAAGUGCUACAAGUCCCACACUUUUGGGCGGUUCGGGGGGGGCGAGGCAAGGAGGAUCUCUUUUUCCAUGGCAGCGCCAAUAGCAUGGAGGAGCCUCCCUUUGAAAAUCAGGCUGUCUCCUUCUCUGCUAGUAUUUUGUAAAAACUUAAAGACCAAGCCGUUUUGGGGAGCGGUCCCCUAAUCUGAUGUUGCUGUCUUCAUUUUUCUCUAAAGUAGGACCUCUGUGGAAUCAGUCCAACUUGUGCCCUCAGUCCCCGCCACCCCAGGAAGUGGUGGAAAAGCGUGAAUCCGCCUGGAAGCGUGGGUCUUCCGAGAUGGCACUUCCCCCCGCCUCCCCGGGUGAGGAGGGUCAGAGGCUGAGCCACCUGCGCAGCAUAGGCUCCCGAGCUGCGGUCCCUGGCAGCGAUGUUAUCCACUUUUUCAAGGCCGUCACCCUGUUUGGCAGAAACAGCAGGGUUGUUGACUGCUAUCUCAGCUCUUCUGCCGCCGCCACCCCAGACCUCAAGUACAUCUCUCGUAUCCACGCCCGGGUGAUUCGGACCCCCAGCGCUUACGUCCUCGUGGACUCCAGCCUCACAGGCGUGUACGUCAACGACGUCCGCAUCAACGGUAGAGUAGUUUUGCAAGAAGGAGAUACUGUUACUUUUGGCCAUCCUACUGGGAAGAACCUGCUCCUGGGAAGCCACACCCGGCAGCCGAACUCUCCGUUUCAUUUUCUGUUUGAGCACUGCCGUUGUCGUAUUGAUCGGAUGCAAAGUGUUUAUGGAGACAGAAGAAGCUUCCCCCAAGAGUUAAAACACCCCGCAUUGGUUUCUGCUGGAGUUUCACAUCCGGACAACCUAAACUUGGCAUUUACGCACAACGUUUCUCAUCCUCAGAUGGCAUUACCUGUGGUCCUGCCAAACCAUUCCCCCCUGGCAAACUCUGUCACACAGUGUGACCACCACACUACUUUGGCUCCACCGCUGACCUCUGCUCUUCCAGCAUCCUCCCUGAUUACGUCUCCACUCCCCACGCCUUCUCAGAGCACGACCUCAGGAGCGCCAGAAGCAUCCAGCCAGGCCAGGCUUUUUGCAUCGUCUUUUUCUCCACUAAGUGCUUCUUGCAGACCAGCCUCCCGAGUUCUCCGUUCCACUUCACCUGAAUACACAGUUCCUGGCGAGGACUCAUUUCCUUCCGUCAAAUCUUCUCCUCUUCAGGAAAGUUCAGAAUCCAGCGAUUCCGUUUCUGUCAGUGGCAGCAGUGAGAGUGCCGUGGAGUCCGUCAUGCCUAAUUCGCACCAGUUGUUUCAACACGAGUGUGCCAGCAGUGAACCUGAGAGAGCCUGCAUGCAUCCUCUCUUUCCUGGCCCUACCUGUUUGGAAGCUUCUCUAACAGCUGAUCAUGGUGGCUCCCAGAGUGAAAAACCAACAAAGGCAUCUGGACCCUGGAAGGAAACACUGCAGCUCACACCCGUCUUUCAGACAGAAACCAGAGGCACUCGUGGUCGUAUAUUGUCUGUUUUUAGCACAGAGACUCCAGCUCUUAGUGAAACUGACCAAGAUGAAGAAACGGCUGAGAUGAAUCUUUGCCAAAGUACUGAAGAAACUGUUGGUCACUGGGCAUCUUGUGCUUCAGAACCAGACAUCACAGUGCAGGAAAUGGAAGGGAUUAAAUUGGCUGGGAGCAGCACUCAAGCAGCAAGUGGUUCCAUGGAUGGGUGCAAAACAAACUUCAUGGAGGAACCCUUACCUAAAGCUUCCAUAGAAGACGCAGAUGGAGUGGAAAGCAGAGCAGUCAGUCUCUCUGUAAAAACUCAGACGUUGCUCCCUACUGAAUUGGGACACACUGAACAUGACUCAGCAGACGGAACUGCUAAGGUCUUUUUUACUUCUGGUGAAGAACCAAUGAAUGAUUCUUCCACCAAAAUCUUGAGUCAAGACAAAUUAGAUUCUGAGAGAAGAAGUGCAAUUUUACCUUCAAGAAAUUCAUCUUGUGGGACCCAGAGUGGUGGUGUGGACUCUGCAGUAGAUUCUCAACAAAAUGUUUCAGCUAGUGAAGAUGUGGAAAUGGAAUCUCCAGUAGAUGCUGGCUUAGACUCUGAUGGUAGAGACCUUGACCCAGAGAUGGGCUCUGUGACUCCAGUGGUUGCUGAAGGCAUUUGCGAUAGUGUGGUAGAAAUGUGUGCAGAAGUGGGAAUGUGGAGUGAUGGAAUAAAGCCUGAUGAGAUGAAAGUAGCAGUAACAGAAUCUUUAAAGGAUGUGAACCCAAACAAAAUGUCAAGUGAUGAUGGCAUUGACUCAAAGGCACAUGUGGCCAAGGAGAUGCUUCUUCAGAAAUUACCCAAGACCCUGGUCAUUGAUGAACAAUUCAAGGGCAAAUUCUUCAAAGAAGAAAAGGAAGGUUUGAUUGAAGCUUCUGAAACAAUACAAGAAACCCCCCAUUCCAAAAAUCUAUCAGAAGCUUAUGAAGAUGGAAGGGAUCUUGGAACAGAUUUGCUGCAAGCAAGUCCUGUUUUGAGGAAAAAAGUGAUUCCCGUAGAUCCUUCAGAAACUUUCAUUCCUGAACCACCAAGGAAUUUAGGUGAACUGAUUUUUGAGAAGUGCCUGUUCCAAAGCAGCAAGAGUCUCUCUGAAAAUCAAGUGGGAGAAGGGGCUGUGAUGGAGGAAAAAUCAGAACACAAAAAUCCCAGAGGCGCUGAACCCAACAAGAACUCAAACAAUGAGACUGCUGAUUCCAGGCUACAGACUGUAGAAGAGUUGAGGCAAAACAGUGUUUCUUCCCUGGGAAUUGCUUGUGUUUCAGUGGUUGGAGUGUCAGGAGGAGAGCCGCCCAGGUGCAAAAGUGGAAGUGAGAGGCGUCAGAGUGAUUCGGAGUAUAAGGUUCUACCAGGGGAAGAAGAAUCAGAGGUGGAAAGAAGAAUAAUCAGCACCGCAGCAGCAACCAGCAAAGAUGCAGCCAACCAGCACCAAGAGGCUGAAGAUGGCCUGGAAGAAGAGUCAAGACCCCUUACAGUGCAGGAGAGCAUGAACUGCUCUGGUGCUGAUGCCUCCCUCACAAGAAGCCUUAAUGCAGGUCCUGCUGAACAGUCCUCUUUGGGCUUGGCAGAUAGCAAGGGAGAUUCAUCUAGAGAUGGCCUUGAAGAAGGAAGAAUGUCUCACUUGGGUGGCUGUUCAUUUGUGGGCACACAAUUACCUUCCCAGAAAAGCCAAAAUGAAGCAGGAGAGGGAUCAGUGUCUAAUAAUAACCACCUUCUGAGUUCUCAGUGUGUCACAGAGGAUGAACGGUUUACAAGUCUGAAUGAGGAAGAUGCAGUGAAGACUAAAGUGGAGGAGGAGGAGGAGGAGGAGGAGGAGGGUGCAAGGGCAAGUCUUGUAGCAAACAUUCCUUUGGCUGAAACAAAGAGGGAUUUUGAUCAAAGUCCUAUGCAGAUGGGAUCAUUGAAUGAUUACUGGAAGCCUUGUGGUACAUUUUCUGAGGGUUCCUCCUAUGCGAUAAACCAGCAAAAAUGUCUUAUACGUGUUGACCAACAAGAACUGGAAUCUGAUAGAGUUGAGCCUGAGAGCCUGGAAAAUUAUUUAGAGGUGAAAUCCCAAGGAACUGAUUUCAGGAAAAACGUUCUUGAAGACUCUCUUACACAAGACAGUGCUUCUGAGGAAGCCUGUGAACCAGAAGCUGCUGUUGAACAGAUCAGUCUGCCUGUACCAGAAGAAUGUGGGCAAGGUGUUAUUUUUCCUGUGGAGAGUGGUUGGUCUAGACAAACUGCUGAGAAUUCCCACUGCAAUAAGGAAAGAAGUAAUACUUGGCUAUCCCUCCCAAGGCUUGUCAUUCUGCAGCCUGGGAACGUUGCUGUGAACCUCCCAAGGGAAACACAGGAUGACUCUGUUGAGUUGCCUGGUGGUGAUGAAUUCCAUUUUCGCAUUUCUACUUCUGAAGCUGAAAAAGAAGAGAAGGGCCAAUGCAGUCCCUUCAAGGCAGAUGGUCUUCAUAGAAGGGAAACUUUAUUGUUCAGUCCACUUGAACAUACAGUUAAUGUGUCUGAGAGCAGCGAAGCAUUUAGGAAACUAACUGAGGAAUCAACCAUCCAAAGGCCAAGUGAUCUAGCCAUUCAAGAAGCCAGUGUUGGGCCAUUGAAGGAUACAGAGAUGUUGAAUGUGAACAUGGAAGGACAAAACUCCCAUCAUGACCAAGACAAUACUGUAAGAGCUAUGCUUCUAGCAGCAAUGGCAGAUGUUGAAACACCCUCCCUUUCAGCAAAGAGUAGGCAAACAGCAUCAGAAGCACUGGAGGAUCAAGGUAGUGAGGAAAUGGAACUUGAUCCUGUAAAGGUGGCUGGUCAGCUUGCAAACUCUCCUUAUGAAUCAGCAGAGGGUACCAGAGUUGUCAAAGUCCUAUAUAAUGCUGAUGGCUUCAUAGAAAACACUGGUCAGGAUUUUGUCCAAGACAAUUGGCCCGUGAGAAGCAGACUUCCUAGGCAGCCAGGCACAGCAGCUGUGGCUUCACCUCUUGGAGAAGCAGUUAAAGAGUGUCCAGGAAGUGAGAUGUCCAGCAGUCUCUAUUCAGGAAAAGAUGAAUGCCCUGAGAAUACAGAAGUGGAAGUGCUAGCAGACUUGCAUCAAGAUAUCCAAAUACUGCCAUGCCAAGAAAACAGUUGCCAACUGGGAAGUGGUCCAGAUCCCUCUGUAGAAUAUAAUGGGGGGUUAGGACGCUUGGAGCCCUGCAAGAUCCUUUUGCAGGAGGAAGAGGAAUUGAACAGCUCUUCCUCUAGAAAAAGACAUCUCAACAAAAACGAGAUAUUAGAUUUGGAAGAUUAUUCCUGCUGUCAAAAGAAGCUCUGCCUGGUGAAUUUUGUUUCAGUUCAGGGGUCUGCAUGUGAUCAAGCUGCAUCUCCUGUGGCACUUCCUCCUCCUUCUCCUGAUUUGAAGAAUAUUGUUGACCAAUUUGGCAAAAUGAUAGAGAAGUUCCUUGAUCAGUACAGAAACCAUAUCCCUCUGUGCUCUGACAAUACAAAAAGAAAUGGAGAUAAUAUUGCUCAAAUAGUGAGAAAUUACUUUAAAAGCAACAUUUACUCCAGUGAACCAGUGACUGAAAAUAAAAAAACAGAAAUGCUUGCACUGUCUUCAGAAACUGCCAGUGUCAUCAAAGACAUAGACUGCCAGUCUGAGGGAGGUAUAGUAGAAGCUGGAGAAAGCAUGGGCUGUGAUGGGCCCAGUUCACCCAGAGUUCAGGGAAAGGAUGUCCAGAUCCCUGAUGACGAGUAUUUGUCCCCUGGAGGUCAGUCAGCUUGGUCAGGCUCUCUCACCCAAGAACAAGGCAAAUACUCAGCAGACCGCCUGCAGGAACCCUGUUUCUCUGAGGAAGAAUCCUUCCCAUUGGGAGUAGGUUCAAGCACCGGCUUUCCUGCUGAGUCUCAAAAUGCAGUAUAUACAGAAGAGAACGUGGACACCUCUUCUUCUCUGGACAUCACCACUAGUUCUGAAGGCCGUGAACCUUCUCCCAGUCCACACAGGAGGAAUUCUGACAGAUUCCAGAAAGGGGCUUCUGAAACAGCUGGCAUGGUCUCUGAAGCCAGCGCAGAGUGGGAUUGUUUCUCUGAUGCAGACUGGUGCAGCCAAGCCUCAAGGACGCCUCCAGACACAGCCACAUCAUGUGAGGAAAACAGCCAGGCUCCCCCAAGGGACACAGGGCCUGACUCUGUCUGUCCCCUGGCCCUCACUCAGUCUGAGCAGGGUGCUCCAGGCCUUUGGCUAAAGGGUGGUCAACUUGAUGGAGGAGACAAAGUUGAUGAAGCUUCCAGCAGAAAGGAUCCAGGGGAGGCCUGCGCCACUAAUGAAGAGUCACCUGAUGGUAAUCAGAGUAGGGUGCAGAUGGAAGAAGGUGUUUUCCUGCAAAGCAGCCCCGUAGGCUCUCCUCACCAAGAUAAUAUGGAAAGUGCACCUGCCGUGGGUGAGCUAUUCCCCCGCUCUCCAUGGAAAUUCAACAGCAAAGCACUUCUGCAGUCAAGUGUGGGUCAUUCUGAUCCACCACUGAAAACAGAGCUGCCUUGUGAGGAACACGAUUGCCAAGAUGGUGGCAGAAAUGGGUCUCCCUCUCCUUCAGGAACAACUUCUGUUGCCUCUGCUGUGGCUUCUGCGCAAGGGGAUGACAGUCCUAAGGGCCCUUCCACCUCUCGCCACAGUCCAGCUCCUGCGAAGGGGUCCAGUUUGCUCCCGGCGAAGGAGGGAUCUGCACGGGCAAAUGAGCACCUUCAGAACAAGGGGGCUGGAUCCUCUCUCUCUCCUCUCUCCUCCUCCCAGGCUGGCAGUCCUGCUGGAAGGGCUGUCGAUGCUGGCAAGAGGGGCUCUGUUCUUGAGAAGGACUUGUGCAGGCCUGGCAGUGGAGCAGGACAUGUUGGCUCCCACCAGGCCUCCCAGGAAGCUCCAUGGAUCCCAGGGACAUCUGACUGUUUCCCAGCCCCUGUUGUCUGCAGUGAUCAAGGACCUUGCAGCCCCUUGCCAUUGCAGAGUAAUGGGUCUAACCUGGCACAGGGUCACUCGGGAGACACAUUGCUUCAUUCUCAGGUUUUCCAGGAAGAAAAGGACCUGGGUGAGUUGGAAGACCAGCUUUGUCCUCACAUAUUGCGUCCCACAUCUUGUUCUCCAGUUCCCUCGGUCUCCCAUCAUUCCCUUGUUCCCAAGGCCUCAGCAGACAAACUGCCAGAAAGACCUACAUAUCCUGCAGUUUUUGGAUGCAGAGACCCUUGGCUUCCCUAUCCGUUAGAGGAGGCUGGACUGGCUGAACCUUCAGACUCAGAGUGUCUGCGUGUGGCAGAUGCCGUGUUGUGUCCUGCCGCACCAAAGGUUGAGGAAGGCAACUUCACCUCGAGAGACCAUCCUGCUCCGAGAGAGUCCCAGAGCAGCUGCUUCCGUGAAAGAGCAGAGAGCCGCAGCCCGCUGGAGUGGGCGUCAUCCGAGCAAGACAUUGUGUUUCAGUUGCAGGAGUGCCAGUUGGUGCUGGGAGAAAUCGCGCAGUCCUUGAGUUCAAGAGAAGGCAUCGACAACGCGCAUGUGGAGAAGUGGAGGGGCCAGAUUGCAGUUCUCCAGAAGGCGACAGAAAUGCCGCGAACGCACAUAGCCGUGGUGGGGAACACAGGGGCAGGCAAGAGCUGCUUGCUCAACGCUCUGCUGGACGAGGAGGCCAUGCUGCCUACUUCGGCCAUGAGAGCCUGCACAGCCGUGGUCGUCGAGAUCUCCAGGGCUGCCGAGGGCAGUCCGUAUGAAGCAGAUGUGGAAUUCCUCUCCCAGGAGGAAUGGGACAAGGAGCUAACAGCACUCCUGGAAGACAUGAAGGACAAAGCUGGCGUUUUGAAAAAACGGUGUCCGGAUCGCAAGACGGAAGCUGGGGCUGCCUACAGCCGGGUGAAGGCUGUCUACGGGAGAGUGGAGGAGCUUGAGAAGCUGAAGGGCAGGCAGGAAGUGACCCAGCACCUUGGGACCGUGAAGCGCGUCUGUGCUGACACGGCAGCAGACUUCCGUAUGAGUAUUGAGAAAUUUAUCGAUUCUCGUACUGACAAUUUGCGCGAGAUGAAAGGCGGGGAGUUUUGGCCGAUUGUGAAAUGCGUGAGGAUCCGCGUUGCAAAGGCUGAGAUUCUGAGGACCGGAGCGGUGCUGGUGGACCUGCCUGGAAUCCGAGACUCCAACGCAGCCCGGGACGCGACCGCCCGAGGGUACCUCAAGGACUGCAAUGCCGUGUGGGUCACCGCCAGCAUCACGCGCGCCGUGGAUGACAAAACAGCCAAAGAGCUGCUGAGCGCCAGCUUUCGCCGACAGCUGUUUAUGGACGGCCUGUACGGGAGCCUGGCUUUCAUCUGUACCAAGACCGACAGCUUUAACAUAACGGACAUCGUCAGAGACCUUGACUUACAAGAUCAGAUUUGUCCGCUAGAAGAUGAAUUGAGAGACCUGGAAAAUCAGAAAAUGCAAGCAGAAAUAGAGAAGAAACACCUUUAUUCACAACUGCAGCAAGAGCUACAGAUAACGCUUCCUGAGCAGUCGCCGAGGGAGGGAAGCGAGGCCGCAAAUUCAGCCUGGCUCCAGAGACAUGACAUCUUGGAGAAGGAAUUCAGGAUUUGUGCCUUGCAGAGAGAGAAAGAAGCAAAGCUUCGAGCCAUCAGUCUGAUCUGCGUUCAGGCCCGGAAUGAAUUUUCCAAGCAGAGGAUUUUGAUGGAUUUCAGCGCUGGUCUGGAGGAAGUGUCCAGGAGGGCCUCCUAUCCUGAAAGCGAAGAAGAUGGCGAAGAAGAGAUGGAGGGCGGAGACUCUGCGGGCGCCCAGCCCGGGGAGCUGCACGUUUUCACAGUCAGCUCUGCAGAGUAUCUCAAGCUUGGUGGGAAGUUGCUCUGCAACGGUCAGCCUCAAGUCUUCCAUGACGUCAAGGACACAGAAAUUCCUGCUUUGAAGAAAUUUGCUAUUGACACAGCGCUGAAGCACAGCAUGGUGGCCACAGAGAAGGUCAUCCGGGAUGUGGCUUGUGUUCUAAGUCAAAUGGUGAAUUAUCUCACCAGCCAGAGAGCCGAGGACGAUGCCCACCAGGCCCAGGUCCAGGAGAUCCUGCAGCAGGCCUUGCAGGGCCUUCCUGCUCUCCUCCGAGAGGCCCUCAGGGGCAGCCUCCAAGACAUGCGGCACUACUUUGAGGCCCUCAUCCUUGCCAGCCUGCAGAAUGGUGCCGAGAAGGCCAAGCAGCUGUCGGAAACCAUUGUCAAAAGCUGGGGCUUGCCGGUGUUUGGCUACCCACAUUCUACCUAUCGUGCAAUAUGCAAUCACCAUGGCGUUUACACCUCUCCCAGAUACCAGUGUGUGGAUUUCAACAGACAACUUGCCGAGCCAAUCCACAGGGUCAUCUCUGUAGCCUGGAACGAGGUCUUUAGCUCAAGGUUGGCAAACUCCAUUGAGUGCUUCACUAAAGCCCUCCUGGAUAAGCUGAAGUCCUUCUUCAAAGAUCUCGAGCGUAAACUGCGCCAGCACAGUCAGGUUGCUGAAGCUGUACGUGCCAUUUAUGGUCAGCAGAUGGAAGCGGCUCGAGCGAGGUUGUUUAACUUUACCCUGGACCAGACGGGUUGCAUUACGAAAAAGCAGCGGAUGAUCUCCCGCCUCUUGACGCCAGAGAUUCAGGCUAGCAUGGAACCAGCAUAUGCAGUGUGCUCCCAACUUUCUGGCCCGGGAUAUUUCCAGAGAAUGAAGGCAGUGAUGGAGGAGUUCAUUCACAAGCAGAAGGACACCAUCUUUGAUUCAGUCAUAGAGAAGCUGUGGCAGCAACUUGACCUGCUCCAGCGAUCCAUCCAGUCCAGCUUUCAGGACCUGGCCGAGGAGCUGACGACGUCCAUAAGGAUGCAGUUUGAGCCAAUGCUGCGGCCAGUCCAGAAGAACCGGGAAAUACUUCCAGAGCUGCUGCACAUCUGUGCUAAGAUGGACAAGGUUUGCAAGCGCUCGGGUGUGGAUUACGUCCUUCCUAGCUCCGUGCAGCCAGAGGCCAGGCCGCCCAGGACAGAGGCAAAAUUGCUGAGAAACGGGGAUUGCGUGAGCUUUUCGGCCACGUCCCUGGACGUCCGAGUUGGAGCCGUCUCUCUUCCCCACAUCGCGGGCAUUGAGGUAUCCAAGGAGGACAUCACAUUGAGUCUGGCAGGUCAGUAUCCUAAACCUGUUGGGAGAGGAGUUGGUACGCCUGCAGUCGUUCGUGUGCAAGAGAUAAAGAGCUGGAUUCAGAUGCACGAAGCACGUGAGCCCCCUUCCCCAGCUUGGUUCCGUACAGCUGGUUGGACCUCCGGUCUCCGCUGGAGAUCAUUGGGUGGGGGAUGCUGCCUUCCAGCCCCUGGAGGAUCGCGUAACCCGGCGGCCCUGGUCAUCCGGGAAGCAGUCCGGGAGCAGAGGCAGCUUCCCCAGCUCGUGGGCUGCCUGUCGGCGGGGUGUGGCGCUGCCUCCUGGGUGCAGACCCUCAGCCUGCAGCAAGGAAGGGAGAAGCUGAUAUCGCUGGGAGCCCACCGCCCAGGCCAGCAGACCGAGGAUAGUGCUGAGCGAACCCCGGCAGCCCCCCAAGAGGCCUCUGCUCCUGAACCUGUCCCGGGAGUUGCCACUGCCGGGCAGCAGCGCCGUGCCCCCCUGCUUCACUGGCCCCCGCAUGGCAGAAAGAGAGUGGGAGAGGCGGUCCAGCUGCAGCUGGAGAAAAAGGCCAAGGCUCACCCCGUGGGGCCCGUCGGGUGCCCUUGGCUGCAAUGCAGGGAGAAUGCUGAAAUCAAGCCCCCGCCCUGCCCCACAGCCCUCCUGGGGAGCUGCAGCCCAAAGGGGGCCUCGCUUCCAGAUGGCCCUCCGCGUCCAAUGGCCGUGAAACUCGACGGCGAGCCGCUGGCAGUGCCCAGUUCUGCAGGUUUUCUUUGUGUCGGAGCCAACAAGGAAACACGUGGGAAGCCUCCAAACGUAAAUCUGGAGGAAGAGGAGGGGAGCCUCCAGGCCGAAAGGAUUCAGAUUCACCGUCCACUUUGAGCUGUAGCACGUACACGGGCACGGUCCACGCCUGGGGAAGGAUCCAGGGCGGUGUUCUGGCAGCCUAAACCCCCUUCCUUUCAGAACUGGCCGUGCAGAAGCUGCGCGGCCUCUUUUUCUCCCCUUCUGGGCUUUCUGCUGAGCUGUCCUUGAUGUGGCUCCCCGACCUGCUGAGAACACCUGAUGCUUCUCCUGAGCAAAGGAGGCAGAGGAUCGACAUCAGUGGGAGUGUGACCGCUGGAGAGCUAGAAACGGAUGGCAUCGUGUGUGGCUUGCUGAUGGUUAUGUAAUGAAUUUAAGCCUUCUAUAUAUAUAAUCAUAUAGCCAUAGAACAGCCAUGUUUAUCCUAUUCACGAACUUUACUAGGAAACUCACGUUGCUGGCAUGAAGGAAUGUUGGAAUGUACGCUGGAUACCUUGUACGAAUGAGUUCUCAACCAUGAUAAGGCUGGAAUGCUGGUGGGUGUAAGGAAUAAAGUGACACAUCAUAAAUUUAUAAGAUAAC
This is a messenger RNA of Python bivittatus (Burmese python), 11755 nucleotides long. NCBI's taxonomy places the organism in Eukaryota, Metazoa, Chordata, Lepidosauria, Squamata, Pythonidae. The record is from RefSeq and is a predicted model, not a curated record.